This is a messenger RNA of Paramecium sonneborni, 534 nucleotides long. NCBI's taxonomy places the organism in Eukaryota, Ciliophora, Oligohymenophorea, Peniculida, Parameciidae. The record is from the annotation of a GenBank genome assembly.
AUGAACACUUCUAUCCGCAAAUUAUAUACUUUCAAAAAGAAAUAAAAGAGUUUUGAUAAAACCUUUGGUGCUAAAUAUGUUUAAGAUUUACUCAACAAUAUUAUUGUUUAGAAAAUUGAUUUUUCAACAACUCAUGAAAUUUGUAAAACAGAAGAAGAUCUUGAUUUGGAUGAUUUACAUAUACAUGAUAUAUCAAAAACAGAAGGACCAGAAGAUAUUAUUCCAAAUCUUGAUCAAAUAGAUGAUUUAUCAUAAAAUUAAUCUGAUUUAGUAAGUCCUAGAAAGAAAUUCAUUACAUAUGAUUCAGACAAUUAUAGACUUAUUUAUAGAUUAAAAAAAUCUAAAUCUAAAUAGAUUGUUGUUCCUUGCAAAGUAUCAAAACGCACAUUCUAAAUGACUGAUCAGGAUUUGUAAUUUUAAUAAUUGUUUGAUCAAUCUACUUUAUAAUUUCAACCUCCUAAUGAAUUAGACUUUUUAAUUCCCUUUAAUGAAUUUUAUUAGAAAAUCAAUGAAAUAGUACUCAAUUAAUUGUGA